Molecule: messenger RNA, 1506 nt
Organism: Pelodiscus sinensis (Chinese soft-shelled turtle)
Lineage: Eukaryota; Metazoa; Chordata; Testudines; Trionychidae
Source: RefSeq, a predicted model, not a curated record
GGACACACACAGGGUGGGUGGGUGAGUGAGUGAGCGAGAGAGAGACCCAGCUGAAGGGAUAUGGUGUUUGUCUCCUGGGAUUUACAAACACACACAGCCUGUUCAGAUCACAAGGAGGUUUGUCUGUUUUGUCUGCACUACCUUGACCCGGAGCUGCACUGUCUGAGGAAACGCGAAAUUAAGCAGCACGAAUAGCAUCAGAGGCAUCAUUCUGCAUGGUGAUCUGAAAACCAGCGCACAAGGAAUAUGAACAGGAAAACAAGGCGUUGGAUUUUCCAUAUCUUUCUGAGCCUAGGGAUUGUGUAUAUCAAAAUUGGGGGCUUCUCCUCGGUGGUGGCUCUGGGGGCCAGCAUCAUUUGCAACAAGAUCCCGGGUCUGGCGCCCAGGCAGCGGGCCAUCUGUCAGAGCAGGCCCGAUGCGAUCAUAGUGAUCGGAGAAGGGUCUCAAAUGGGAAUCAACGAAUGCCAGUUUCAAUUCCGGAACGGACGCUGGAAUUGCUCUGCCCUGGGGGAAAGGACCGUCUUUGGGAAAGAGCUGAAAGUGGGUAGCAGAGAAGCAGCAUUCACAUAUGCCAUCAUUGCAGCUGGAGUAGCACAUGCAAUCACUGCUGCCUGUACCCAAGGAAACCUAAGCGACUGUGGCUGUGAUAAAGAAAAACAGGGACAGUACCAUAAAGACGAAGGAUGGAAAUGGGGAGGUUGUUCUGCUGACAUCAGAUAUGGAAUAGGAUUCGCCAAAGUGUUUGUGGAUGCAAGGGAGAUUAAGCAAAAUGCAAGGACUCUCAUGAACUUGCACAACAAUGAGGCGGGGCGUAAGAUUCUUGAAGAAAACAUGAAAUUGGAAUGCAAAUGCCAUGGCGUUUCAGGAUCUUGUACUACUAAGACAUGCUGGACAACCCUUCCUAAAUUCCGGGAACUGGGCUACAUCCUUAAGGACAAAUACAAUGAAGCUGUUCAGGUUGAACCAGUGAGGGCAAGUCGCAACAAGCGUCCAACCUUCCUUAAAAUCAAGAAGCCACUGUCCUACCGCAAACCCAUGGAUACAGAUUUAGUGUACAUAGAAAAAUCUCCAAACUACUGUGAAGAAGACCCUGUCACUGGCAGUGUGGGAACACAGGGCAGAAUGUGCAACAAAACAGCCCAGCAGUCCAAUGGCUGUGAUCUGAUGUGUUGCGGUCGAGGCUACAAUACUCAUCAGUACUCACGAGUGUGGCAGUGCAACUGUAAAUUUCACUGGUGCUGCUACGUAAAGUGUAAUACAUGCAGUGAAAGAACAGAAGUGUACACCUGUAAAUGAAAGUGUGACUGGGACGGGUGAUUCUAGAUCUCUAGGAAUGAAUACAUUUGCACAUGAGCUCAACAUACCUACACCAGACUGUAGCAAAGACCUACUUUUUUUCCAAAAGAAAAGCUAAUGAACGGAUCCGUCUUUUCCUUUCAUGCUUCAAUACUUAUAUGGAGACACAUUAAAGACUUGUCUACAUUAUCCAAAAAAAAAAAAAAAAAA